Messenger RNA from Erpetoichthys calabaricus (reedfish), 2462 nucleotides. RefSeq names its product cadherin-related family member 4-like. NCBI's taxonomy places the organism in Eukaryota, Metazoa, Chordata, Cladistia, Polypteriformes, Polypteridae. Gene Ontology annotation, molecular function: calcium ion binding. Gene Ontology annotation, biological process: homophilic cell-cell adhesion. The coding region runs from base 276 to 2462 and encodes 728 amino acids. The record is from RefSeq and is a predicted model, not a curated record. The transcript has 17 exons. Gene Ontology annotation, cellular component: plasma membrane.
UGUUGCUGUUAAGGACAACGGUUGAUCUCUACAGUUCUAAAGAAGGGAGUGGAUAUUACGGUGAACUAACUAUUACGAUACUGAAGAAGGUGUACUAACUGUUUUUAUUGUUCAAUCGAAGCAGGUCACCAGGAGGAUGGGCUAACUUUUAUAGCCCUGAAGACGCAGAUUCUUACUAAGGAAGACUGACGUGCAGAGGUCCACGGCAGAGCAGCCUCUUCAAGGUCCAAGGAAAGCGCUUUAAAUCUGUGAGUCCAGAUCUAAGAAGAUCAAAGAUGGAUUCAACAGCUCUGACGCUCCUCGUUUUCGUCCUUCAAGUGUUUGAUUCAGCUGCUCAACCUCCAGGUUUUGGUAAUUUACCUACAGUCAUUUCCAUCCCUGAAGACAAAGCGCCAGGUUCUGUAAUCUACACCAUAAUUCUGUACUACUGGAAUGCAGGCUCUUCAACUCUGACCAUGUCCGCAAACCCAUCAACCACAUUUUUCAACCCACCUUCUAUAUAUGUAGCUGGAGGAAAUUAUAAUUCCCAGGUCUCACUUAGCAGCUCUGCUGUACUGAACUCUCAGGUUGUGAACUUCUACACCCUCACGUUUACCUUUACUAAUAAUUAUGGAAGUGUAACUGAUAACCUCUAUGUGAGCAUAUCGUCAUCUCCGAAAUGUAGCCCACUGUUUACAAGUCCAAUUGGAGACACAGUGGAAGUGCUGGAGACUAUCGCUGGAUCCGCAGUAAUCUACACAGUGACAACAAUCAACCCUGGCACAACUGCUGUCCUCAGUUAUUCAUUUACUACACCGCCUGUCCUUACAUUUCAACUCUCCAAUUCUGGGAAUGUUUUGGUACCAGCCGCCGGAUUUGUCCGUCAGAAUGCUGUGCGGACUUAUGUCCUGCUCAUCACUGUCCAGAACCAGGGCAACCUGCUAUGCAAUGGGAUCCUUAAUGUGAAGGUGCUGCCAGUGGCCAUCAUUACAUUUGCGCAGAAUGUGCUUAAUGCCGCUAUUGUAGAGAACACUGGACCUGCCACUUCUGUGAUCACAGUCCAGGCUCAACAGACCAGUGUCUUCUAUCAGCUAAUCAAAGCCAACAGCGCCUUCCAACUCAAUGAGAGGACUGGAGAAAUCCGAACCACCUACAACUUGAAUUUGGACACAAACCCAUUGCUAGCAAAUACUCAACUUUUGAUUCGGGCCUACAACGGGAAUCGUACAGCAAGUGCCACAGUGACAGUUAACAUUAAAGUGACCAAUGCCAAUGACGUUCCCCCAGAGUGCACCCCUGCUGUGGUUGCAACUCAAAUUCCGGAGACCACUAGCAUUGGAACAACUCUGUUCACGUUGAGAUGUCAGGACAAAGAUGGCAACAGCAUCAAAGUGCCAUACACGCUGAGUGAAAAUAAUAUUUCAAAGGGAAAGUUUCAGAUCAACAAUGCAGGGCAGUUUCAGGUAAAUAGUGUGCUGGAUUACGACUCUUCUCUAAUGGCAAGUGUCAACUUUCAAUAUUCUGUCAUAAUCAUUGUGUCGGACAAUGGAACACCUUCAUUAACAACCAGCGUUUCUGUGUUUGUGACGAUCACUCCAGUGAAUGAGUUCCCCCCCUUCUUCACGCCACCAACAACUUACACUGUGAAUGAGAGGGCAGUGAUGGGGACGGUCAUUGGAACAGUCAACGCCACCGAUGUUGAUUGGCCCUUCAACAAUGUCCAGUACAGCAUAGAAGGGGGUCAAGGCAGCCCACCCAGGUUCUACAUCGAUCCUCCUACAGGCCAAAUUAUACUUCUCCUACCCUUGGACUUUGAGACACAGAGCACCUACCAGCUCCAAAUUAAAGCUGUGGAUUUGAACCAAGAUCUGAAUACAGCCAAUCGCCUGACUACCUUCCAGACGAUCACUGUCGUAGUGACGGACUACAAUGACAAUCCACCAGUGUGUAACCCUUCCUACAAUGAGGUCACCAUCUACUCCACUCUAAAGGCAGGAGUGUCCAUAGUGGCCUUGCAGUGUACAGACAGGGAUGUCACAUCAGUGCUCUCCUAUUCCAUUGUGGGAGGUAAUAUCCACAACCGCUUUGUGCUAAAUGGUAACAACCUCCAGUCCAAAAACACCUUCUCCUAUGCAUCUCCUGGUGUGUUUGACCCUACAAAUUAUGAGCUCCUGAUUCAGGUGACAGAUGGAGGCCCACCAACCUUCUCCACCACAGCCACUGUGAUUGUUCAUGUAGUGCCAUGGUUCACCACGGCUCCAACCACAACUGUGACAACCACGAAAGCAACCCGGCAUACUCAAAUAGUCACACUCACAGAAUAUGAGUGGAUCCCAGACCCUUGGUUUGUUGCCGUCCUUACCAUCACUGGAGCUCUGUUGCUGUUGGGUCUGUUUUUAUUGUUGAAGACACUCUUGAGCUCGACUGGCCUCUGUGGCCGAAAUACGAACAAGAUGUCUGAGCCACUUCUGGAGAAUGGGUGA